Messenger RNA from Ananas comosus (pineapple), 2233 nucleotides. RefSeq names its product CDPK-related kinase 3-like. The coding region runs from base 217 to 1962 and encodes 581 amino acids. The record is from RefSeq and is a predicted model, not a curated record. The transcript has 11 exons. Gene Ontology annotation, cellular component: nucleus; cytoplasm. Gene Ontology annotation, biological process: peptidyl-serine phosphorylation; intracellular signal transduction; protein autophosphorylation. Gene Ontology annotation, molecular function: ATP binding; calcium/calmodulin-dependent protein kinase activity; calcium-dependent protein serine/threonine kinase activity. NCBI's taxonomy places the organism in Eukaryota, Viridiplantae, Streptophyta, Magnoliopsida, Poales, Bromeliaceae.
GGGUGGAAAUUACGGAACACACCCUCGAUUUUAAUUUAUUCACAGUCGCCACCCCCGUUCCAUUUCAAUUUCCACCCCCGACCCCGAUCGCAUAACGAACCCUCUCUCUCUCUCUCUCUCUCUCUCUCUCUUUUCUCCCCCAAUCCAAUGUCUCCUCUUUAACUCCUUCGAGAUCGAGAUCCCAAAACCCUAAUCGAAGAGUGGGAGGGGGUAGAGAUGGGGCAGUGCCACGGGAGGAACAUCUCCGUCUCCGGCGACGGCGACGACCGGACGCCGCCGCACAUGGCGAACGGCGCAGCGCCCCCGCCGCCGCCGGCGGCGGCGGCGGCGGCGGCGGCGACGCCGAGGAGGAAGGGCGGGGCCGGCGCGGCCGUGAGCGGCGGGGCGACGCCGGUGCACCCGGCGUCGACGCCGCGGCGGUUCUUCCGGCGGCCGUUCCCGCCGCCGUCGCCGGCGAAGCACAUCAAGGCGUCGCUGGCGAAGCGGCUGGGGGCGCCGAAGCCGAAGGAGGGCCCGAUCCCGGAGGACGGGGCGGGGGCGGGGGAGGCGGAGCGGCCGCUGGAUAAGGCGUUCGGGUUCGCGAAGAACUUCGGGGCGAAGUACGAGCUGGGGAAGGAGGUGGGGAGGGGCCAUUUCGGGCACACGUGCUCGGCCACGGUGAAGAAGGGGGAUUUGAAGGGGCAGGUCGUCGCCGUUAAGAUCAUAUCCAAAGCUAAGAUGACUACAGCGAUUUCAAUUGAGGAUGUCCGUAGGGAGGUGAAAAUUCUGAAAGCUCUGUCUGGGCAUACAAAUCUAGUCAAAUUUCAUGAUGCAUGUGAGGAUGCCUUGAAUGUCUACAUAGUCAUGGAGUUAUGUGAAGGUGGAGAGCUAUUAGAUAGAAUUUUGGCCAGAGGUGGAAGGUACACGGAAGAAGACGCAAAAGCAAUCGUAGUGCAAAUAUUAAAUGUUGUUGCAUUCUGUCAUCUUCAAGGUGUUGUGCAUCGUGAUCUGAAGCCGGAGAAUUUUCUCUUCACCUCGAGAGAUGAAAAUGCUCCUAUGAAGUUGAUUGAUUUUGGUCUUUCUGAUUUCAUAAGACCAGAUGAAAGACUUAAUGACAUAGUUGGAAGUGCGUACUACGUUGCUCCAGAGGUCCUACACAGGUCAUACAGUACAGAGGCGGAUAUAUGGAGUAUUGGUGUCAUAACAUACAUCCUGCUAUGUGGUAGUAGACCAUUCUGGGCACGGACAGAAUCUGGAAUCUUCCGUUCCGUGUUGAGAGCUGAUCCAAACUUCGACGACUCUCCGUGGCCUUCUGUAUCGGCUGAAGCUAAAGAUUUUGUGAAGAGAUUUUUGAAUAAGGACUACAGGAAAAGAAUGACUGCUGCUCAGGCUCUUACUCAUCCAUGGUUGCGAGAUCAACAUCAGCAAGUCCCAUUGGAUUUACUAAUUUACAAGUUAAUAAAGCAUUAUCUUCGCGCCACACCUCUCAAACGUGCGGCAUUAAGGGCACUUUCUAAAGCUUUAACGGGGAAUGAGCUCAUGUAUCUCAGGUUGCAAUUUAACCUGCUUGAACCAAAUAAAGAUGGGCAUGUAUCCCUAGAAAAUUUUCGAGUGGCACUACAUCGGAACUCGACACCAGCAAUGAAAGAGUCUAGGGUUCUUGACAUUUUGAAUGCAUUGGAGCCGCUUGCAUACCGGCGGAUGGACUUCGAAGAGUUCUGUGCAGCCGCAAUAAGCCCUUAUCAGCUUGAGGCUUUGGAAAAUUGGGAGCAGAUUGCAAGUACAGCAUUCGAAUACUUUGAGAAGGAAGGCAACCGAGUUAUGUCGGUUGAGGAACUGGCGCAGGAGCUGAACCUCGGUCCUACAGCUUAUUCGAUCGUGCAAGACUGGAUCAGAAAGUCGGAUGGCAAGCUGAACUUUCUUGGCUAUACCAAAUUCUUGCAUGGUGUGACGAUACGAAGCUCAAACACGAGACACCACUAAAUUCGUGCAGGCAUCGAUACAAUUGUUUCCAAAUGCCGAUGCUAUUCAAAUAGCGCGCUCACAAAUCUUAACACUGCGCCCCCCCUGUCCCCGUCUCCCCUUUUUUUCUUUCGUCUUUUGUCGUUAUUUUCGAGCGAUCAUUCUUGUUUGCUGAUGUUCCUCAUCAUAACCAUGUGUAAAUGAAUCUCAGAUGAAAGAUUUGUCGAGCAAUAUAGUGCUUUAUGGUGUCAUCUCUUGCUCUUAUAUUUUGCUGAAACAAAUUUCCUUUAAA